AUGAUGAUAUCACAGGAAACAAGAGAUAUAUACGCAAUAAUUAUUGUUGGAAAUAGUGGUGUGGGUAAGAGCGUUUUAGGAAACAUUAUUUUGGGUAGACAAUAUUUCAAGCAUGAUUUUUCUGCUCGAUCCGUAACAGAUCAAACUGAGUCGACAACAUGUCAACUGGGUGAUAAAUAUUAUAGAAUUUAUAACAUUCCUGGUUUGAUUGAAGGUGACGAAGAACGCAUUGCUCUAAACCGACGUGAAGUCAGCAGAGCAUUUGAGGAACAGACGGGACAUUCUUUUGUGAUUAUUUAUGUAUUUGGACAUCAGAACGGAAGAAUUCGAAAUGAAGAUGUUGUUACGUUUCGAGCUAUUCACAAUGCUUAUAGAUUCAGUCCGGAUUCAUUAAUAACCGUCGUUAACGGACUAUCUCCUGAUCGACCCAGUACAUACGAUAAAGAAACUCAAACUACACUUAUUGGUUUACUCGGUAUGCAACCAGGUCGCAUUUGUUUCAUCAAUCAUUUGAAAUUAGAUGGGACACAAGAAGCAGAUGUGCGAACAUAUCUAAUCGAUACUAUUCUAAACGUUCGCCCUGAAGUACAUACUAAAACUAAUGAUAUAAAUUUGAUGAUUGAUGAUGUUCGUGGACUUGAAGCUGAACUCAAUAAGUUGCAGAUUGAGGUGGAAAGUGAACGACAUGAACAUGAAGCCAUGAUAGCAAGUAUGGAAAGAGAAUACGAAGCAACUCAACGUUUAUUAACUCUACGACGUUUAUUCGGUCAAGCCAAAGCCAAUCUUCGUCGACUAGAAAGUUUUCGUGAGCAACAAGAACACUUAAUAUAUAUGUUAGGACAAUGGGAAGCAGAAGAAAUCGUGUAUGCAGACGAUCCUUCAUCUGACCAUUUUAUUCUUGCAAGAACGAAUAAACAAGACGCUGAAGAAGAAUUAGCCAAAAAUGUAACCACACAACAUCAAAUUGAUGUUGCACUAAAUGUUUGUCGAGGAGAUAUCGAACAAAUUUGUUAUGAACUCGGGCAGAUUUACAAUGGGAAACUUGAUCGCGAAUAUUACAUUCUUUUUGAUAAUUUGCGUUUUGAUUCAACUAUUGCUAAUGUCAAACAUAGCUUCCUCAAUGAUUUAUACAAAUUUACAUGUCACCAUUUCGGCGAUAUUGAUUAG
This is a messenger RNA of Adineta ricciae, 1167 nucleotides long. Lineage: Eukaryota; Metazoa; Rotifera; Eurotatoria; Adinetida; Adinetidae. The record is from the annotation of a GenBank genome assembly.